UCUCCAGCCACAGGGGAGAUCUCUUAGUAUAAAGGAGCUAUCCCAGCCUAGUCUGGCGCUAUCCACCCUCGACCUCACACGAACAUUUCUCCGCCGUCACGAUGCUCAGACCAGCCUGAAAUGGAGAAGCUCCAGAACACCAUCUUGCAUCCCCAUAGAUCGCCAAGGCAGCAGGAUGCCAUGGGCCACUUUCAGCAUUGGGCCAUUGCUUUCAUUGUCUGCAAUUUCAACGUCGAUAUUGGACCAGAAAUAGAGAUUGUGUAUCCUUCAAAUGUGCCCUUCUCCACCGCGGAUUUAACAGCAAUAUGCUUCAACAGCUUCCCCGAGCAACAGAAUACCGAGACUGCCGAAGAUCUCGCUUUCAACUUCACCAUCGGCAACAACUCUCCUGAUAUAUCCCUGAACUCUCCCCAAGCACCCCAUGGAAGCCCUAACAACUUCUACGGCUGCUGUGUCUUCCGCCAGGAGUUUGACCACACAAUGAAGCGGAGCUUUAACCAGCGGACGCUGGUGCUAAUCUCCAACCACAACUUCCUAUCUUUCUACAGUAAGAUUCUCCAACAGAUGACAGAAUCGGGCGUUAUCAGCGACCCGACAGCUCUCGAGGCUGCAUACACGCAGAUUGCUUCCUGGCCACCCCCGUCCCUGGGCAGACUCGACCUUCCCUUCUUUGGAUCUAUGAUAGCUCUAGACAUUGCACCCCAUCACGCCUUUCCCCUUCAAGGUCUUCCCGGCCCAACUCCGUUGAUCUCGGACAAACCGUCCUCAAUCUAUGCUUAUGAGCCUCUCGGGUCCUGGGACAACAUUAUGCCAUUUAUGCCCUCGCUAUCUGAUCUAUACAUACUCUAUGAGAAGCUUCUCCUUAGCGAAAGCAUCGUCGUCCUUGCAAAAUCACCCCAACUGUGCAGCGAGGCCGUCUCCUCACUAGUAGAUUUAGUCCGUCCUGUCCCAUAUGCUGGAGAGAUAAGGCCAUACAUGACCAUGCAGUCUGAAUUCCGCUGCAUCGGCAUAGAUGGCGGUACUCCCCGUCCCUUCAUAAUCGGCAUAACGAACCCCUUCCUACUGAAGCGUGUCCUCGCAGCCGCAGAAGACAAAGAACGCACAAGACCGCACAUCCUCUACCUCCAAAACUUUGAAGGCACAGUCCCUAUAAAACGCCAUCACUCGCUGCACCACCGAGCUAGCCGAAACGGCCUCUUAGACCUCCCCAGCGGCAUCGACGCCCAUCCCCCUUCCAAACGCUUCAUAAAGACCGACUCCCAUCUAAUCUCGCAAAUUGAAACUUUCCUCAAACUCGACAUGCCAACCCAUGAACUUGGUCCCCUCAUCCGUCGUCACUUUGCUGAGCUCACCGCCCAAUUCAUCGCGCCUAUAAACCGCUACCUCGCCACCUCCGUCUCUCCCAAUGUCGUCUCGCCUGGUGGAAACUACCGCUAUGCCAGUUUCUCCGUCACUGAUUUCCUCGGCAACCUAGCCAAGCAUGGUAGCUCGGUGAAGUUUAGGGGACAGGGUCCGAUACAGAGACAUCGAGCUAGGGAUCACCUGUAUGAGAGUUUCUGCCGUUCGCCGAAUUUUUACUCGUGGUUGGAUAUGAAGUUGAGUCUGGAGAAGGAGGCUAGCGCGGGAAUGCUUGGAUCGGGAUCGGCUUCUGCGUCUGUGUCGACUGCAAGUUGAGGGGCUGGUGUGGGAUAGGUGAUAGUAAACUUGCGUAGUUGUGCAGCAUACUGCGAACCGGCCGAAGACACGGGUCCAGGGUCUCCGCAAUUCAAGGUACUCAAAAGACGGAGAGUCCCGAACAGUCUGAGAGCCUUCGAUGUUCCAAGAUGAGGAAGCGUCCAAGCCAUAGAUUAAGCGAGUCACGGAGCUCAGUGACAAAUGGGAGAUAUAGAAUAGAACCGCACGGUUCUGGCAUCAAGCGUUGUGGAGGGUUCGGAAAGGUCGCUUGAAUACUAAGAUGAAG
Messenger RNA from Lindgomyces ingoldianus, 1960 nucleotides. Its product is annotated as DUF1630-domain-containing protein. The transcript is spliced from 5 exons. Gene Ontology annotation, molecular function: guanyl-nucleotide exchange factor activity. NCBI's taxonomy places the organism in Eukaryota, Fungi, Ascomycota, Dothideomycetes, Pleosporales, Lindgomycetaceae. The record is from RefSeq and is a predicted model, not a curated record. Gene Ontology annotation, cellular component: recycling endosome. The coding region runs from base 121 to 1674 and encodes 517 amino acids.